AUGGAUGGCAUAAAGAUUUUGGCGACGUUCUCGGUACUAGUACUGUUCUACAAGCUUUUUACGUACAGCAAGAAAGGUGGUGUUUCACAGAAGGAGGCUGUGAAGGCACUGUUGAAGACAGAGUUUAGGGAGUUUGAGUUGGUAGAGAAGGAGCAAUUGACACAUAACACUGCAAAAUACAAGUUCAAGCUCGCAGAUGAGUCACAUGUGUUGGGGUUGCCAAUUGGUCAGCAUAUCACUGUUAAAACCAUAAUUGGUGGCAAGCCAGUGAGCAGAUCAUACACGCCAACCUCUCUGGACGAAGAAUGUGUCGGGUUCUUUGAGUUGCUAGUCAAAUCUUAUCCUGAAGGUAAUAUCUCCAAGCACAUUGGUGACAUGAAGAUUGGUGAAAAAAUCAACAUAUCUGGUCCUAGAGGAUUCUACGAGUAUGUGCCAAAUGUUCAUAAACACCUUGCCAUGGUUGCUGGUGGUACUGGUAUAACUCCAAUGUUUCAAAUAAUGAAGGCUAUUGCCCGGGACCCCAGUGAUAAGACCAGAGUAACUUUGCUGUAUGGUAACGUGCUAGAAGAGGACAUACUUUUGAAGCAAGAAUUGGAUGACCUUGUCAAGCAAAGACCGGAUCAGUUCAAGAUCACCUAUCUUCUUGACAAACCGGAGCGUGACGACUGGGAAGGCGGUGUAGGCUACGUGACAUUGGAUCUCAUGAAGGAAUCCUUCCCAUCUGCGGAAGAGGACGUUCAAUUGCUCGUCUGUGGUCCGCCAGGCAUGGUUUCUUCUGUCAAGAGGAACGCCGUCGCUCUCGGAUUCCCAAGGGCCAAGCCUGUCUCAAAGAUGGAAGACCGUGUGUUUGUCUUCUGA
Molecule: messenger RNA, 858 nt
Organism: Nakaseomyces glabratus
Lineage: Eukaryota; Fungi; Ascomycota; Saccharomycetes; Saccharomycetales; Saccharomycetaceae
Gene: CBR1
Product: cytochrome-b5 reductase
Cellular component (GO): endoplasmic reticulum; plasma membrane
Molecular function (GO): oxidoreductase activity
Source: RefSeq, a predicted model, not a curated record